Messenger RNA from Sphaeramia orbicularis (orbiculate cardinalfish), 4328 nucleotides. It is a transcript of the gene flii, whose product is annotated as FLII actin remodeling protein. The record is from RefSeq and is a predicted model, not a curated record. Gene Ontology annotation, molecular function: phosphatidylinositol-4,5-bisphosphate binding; actin filament binding. Gene Ontology annotation, cellular component: actin cytoskeleton; cytoplasm; nucleus. Lineage: Eukaryota; Metazoa; Chordata; Actinopteri; Kurtiformes; Apogonidae. Gene Ontology annotation, biological process: actin filament severing; myofibril assembly; actin polymerization or depolymerization. The coding region runs from base 207 to 4019 and encodes 1270 amino acids. The transcript has 31 exons.
GGGCGAUGUAAACACAGUAUUCCAAUAUCUGGUCUUCAUUCCGAGGCGGAGGGUGGCGGUAAUGGUGUUUGACCAGGUUUGAGAGCUGUCCUUAAAUAUAAAAAAAGAAGACCAGAAAGUAGUCUACUGCUACCAGCCGCAACCCACCCUGCCACUGGACCAAAAUAGACAGACGAAAAGGGAGCAGCUGAUAUCCUCAACCAGAAAUGGCUGCCACCGGAGUUCUUCCCUUCAUCAGGGGGGUAGACCUCAGUGGAAACGACUUCAAAGGUGGAUACUUUCCAGAACAUGUCAAGUGUAUGAGCAGUCUGCGAUGGCUGAAACUAAACAGAACAGGACUGUGUUACCUACCAGAGGAGCUGGCCUCUCUGCAGAAGCUGGAGCAUCUAUCAGUGAGUCACAACAGCCUCACCACCUUACAUGGAGAACUGUCCAGCUUACCAAACCUGCGGGCGGUGGUAGCCAGAGCUAACAACUUGAAAAAUUCUGGAGUCCCAGAUGACAUCUUUCAGCUCGAUGACCUCUCUGUGCUGGACCUGAGCUACAAUCAGCUGACAGAGAUCCCCAGAGACCUGGAGAACAGCAGGAACAUGCUGGUGCUGAACCUGAGCCACAACAGCAUUGACUCCAUUCCCAAUCAGCUGUUUAUCAACCUGACAGACCUGCUGUAUCUGGAUCUGAGCGACAACAAGCUGGAUAGUCUGCCACCACAGAUGAGACGCCUCGUCCAUCUGCAGACUCUCAUCCUAAACAACAACCCGCUGAUGCACGCCCAGCUGCGGCAGUUGCCAGCCAUGAUUGCGUUACAGACUCUCCACCUGAGGAACACCCAGAGGACCCAGAGCAACAUGCCAACCAGCCUGGAGGCACUGACACAUUUAGCAGAUGUUGAUCUGUCCUGUAAUGACCUGACUCGAGUGCCAGAGUGUCUCUAUUCAUUGGGAAGCCUGAAGAGACUCAACCUGAGCAGCAAUCAGAUCUCAGAACUCUCGCUCUGCAUUGAUCAGUGGACACAGUUGGAGACACUUAAUCUAAGCCGCAACCAGCUCACCUCGCUGCCUUCUGCAAUCUGUAAGCUGUCCAAACUGAAGAAGCUGUAUGUAAACUCUAACAAACUGGACUUUGAUGGCGUUCCACCUGGUGUGGGCAAACUGUCCAGCCUCACAGAGUUCAUGGCAGCUAACAACAACCUGGAACUUAUUCCUGAGGGACUCUGCAGGUGUGGCAAACUGAAGAAGCUGGUGCUGAAUAAAAAUCGCCUGGUAACACUACCUGAGGCCGUCCACUUCUUGACAGAUUUAGAGAUACUGGAUGUGCGAGAAAACCCCAACCUGGUGAUGCCUCCUAAACCAGUUGACAGGGCGGCAGAGUGGUACAACAUCGACUUCUCCCUACAGAACCAGUUAAGGCUGGCCGGGGCCUCGCCUGCUACUGUAGCAGCAGCUGGAGGAGGAGCGAGCCCUCGAGAUCACCUGGCGAGGAAGAUGAGGCUCAGGAGGAGGAAAGACUGUUCUCAGGACGAUCAGGCAAAGCAGGUGUUGAAAGGCAUGAGUGAUGUCGCUCAGGAGAAGAAAAACUUAGAGGAGAAUGGGGAUUUGAAAUAUGGUGAUUUAAAGAUUCGCCGCUGGGACAAGAGUCUGGAGAAACCCCAGCUGGACUACUCAGAGUUCUUUAUGGAAGAUGUCGGCCAGGUUCCUGGUGUAACAGUAUGGCAGAUAGAGAACUUUAUUCCCAUGCAAGUGGAAGAAACUUUCCAUGGAAAGUUCUAUGAGGCUGACUGCUACAUUGUCCUCAAGACCUUCCUGGAUGAAAACGGAGCGCUCAACUGGCAGAUCUACUACUGGAUCGGUCAGGAUGCUACUCUAGACAAGAAGGCUGGCUCUGCCAUCCAUGCAGUCAACCUGCGAAACUUCCUCGGAGCAGAGUGCAGGACAAUCAGGGAAGAGAUGGGAGAUGAGAGCGAGGAGUUCAGUGCUGUGUUUAACAAUGAGAUCUCCUACAUUGAGGGAGGAACAGCCAGUGGAUUCUACACUGUGGAGGACACACACUAUCCUGUCAGAUUGUACAGAGUUUAUGGCAAGAAAAACAUUAGACUGGAGUCUGUACCUGUGAAGGCGUCCUCUCUCGACCCACGAUAUGUGUUCCUGUUGGACACAGGGUUGGAAAUCUUUGUCUGGAGAGGAGCCAAUGCUACUCUCAGCGGCACCACAAAGGCUAGGUUAUUUGCAGAAAAGAUAAAUAAGAAUGAGCGUAAGGGGAAGGCAGAAAUCGUUACCCUCUCUCAGAACCAGGAGCCCCCGACUUACUGGGAGGUACUGGGAGGGCAACCAGAGGACAUCAAGAAACACGUACCAGAUGACUUUGCUCCGAUCAGACCUAAACUAUACAAGGUGGGUUUGGGUCUGGGCUACCUGGAGCUGCCUCAGAUUAACUAUAAGCUGUCAGUGGAACACAAAGACCACAAGGUCAAACUGGACACUCUGCCAGAACUGAGACUGUUGCAGUCCCUGCUGGACACAAAAUGUGUGUACAUCCUGGACUGCUGGUCGGAUGUGUUCAUUUGGAUCGGCAGGAAAUCUCCACGUCUUGUCCGAGCUGCCGCCUUAAAACUAGGCCAGGAGAUCUGUUCCAUGCUGCACCGACCCAAACACGCCUGCGUCACCCGCAACCUGGAGGGCACCGAAUGCCAGGUGUUCAAGUCUAAGUUUAAGAACUGGGAUGAUGUGUUGAAGGUGGACUACACCAGAGCAGCAGAGACUGUGCAACAGACCAGCAACUUGCAGGGCAAGGUGAAGAAAGACGCAGAGCAGAAGGACCAGAUGAAAGCCGACCUCACAGCGCUCUUCCUUCCCAGGCAGCCGCCGAUGCCCCUCACGGAGGCUGAACAGCUGAUGGAGGAGUGGAACGAGGACCUGGACGGCAUGGAAGGGUUCGUGUUAGAGGGAAAGAAGUUUGCUCGCCUGCCCGAAGAGGAGUUUGGACACUUUUUCACCCAGGACUGCUACGUCUUCCUCUGCAGAUACUGGGUACCUGUGGAGUAUGAGGAGGAGGAGGAGGAAAAGGAAAAGGAGAAGAAGGACGGUGAGGGUGGUGGAAAAGGAAGAGGUGGAGGCGAGGAAGAGGAGGACAAACAGCCGGAGGAGGACUUCCAGUGUGUGGUGUACUUCUGGCAGGGCAGGCAGGCGUCCAACAUGGGCUGGCUCACCUUCACCUUCUCUCUGCAGAAGAAGUUCGAGAGUCUGUUCCCUGGAAAACUCAAGGUGGUGCGGAUGACGCAGCAGCAGGAGAACCUGAAGUUCCUGUCCCAUUUCAAGAGGAAGUUCAUCAUCCACAAAGGCAAAAGGAAACAGAAGACGGACUCUGCUCAGCCUUCCCUCUAUCACAUACGCACCAACGGCAGCGCACUUUGCACCAGGACGAUCCAGAUUGGAACAGAUUCAAGUAACCUCAACUCAGAGUUUUGCUUCAUACUCAAGGUACCAUUUGAGAGCACAGACAAUCAGGGCAUCGUUUAUACCUGGGUGGGCAGAGCUGCAGACCCUGACGAGGCCAAACUGGCAGAAGACAUCAUGAACAGCAUGUUUGACGACACAUACAGCAAACAGGUGAUCAACGAAGGGGAGGAGCCAGAGAACUUCUUCUGGGUUGGGAUUGGAUCGCAAAAGCCAUAUGAUGAAGAUGCUGAUUAUAUGAAAUACGCUCGGCUCUUCAGGUGUUCCAAUGAGAAGGGUUAUUUCUCGGUGUCGGAGAAGUGCUCAGACUUCUGUCAGGACGACCUGGCUGACGACGACAUCAUGUUACUGGACAACGGCAAAGAGGUGUACAUGUGGGUGGGAACUCAGACCAGCCAGGUGGAGAUCAAACUGAGCCUCAAAGCCUGUCAGGUUUACAUUCAGCACAUGCGCUCGAAAGACACCGAACACCCCCGGAAACUGCGUCUGGUGCGGAAGGGAAACGAGCCCCACUGCUUCACCCGCUGCUUCCACGCCUGGGGUGCGUUCAAGACCCCCCCGGCGUAAACGAACGCUCUCUGAAUCGCACAUAUGCACACGGACGACUUGCUGCCAUGUAAUUUUCUACCAGUAAGAUGAUGAUGUCUUUGCCUAACCCAGCUUUACAGGACUGCCCUCCUGUCACCGCCGCUCAUCGCUGCUGUUUAACGGCCUCUGGACCGUCAGAGUUCACACUUCCUUUAAAACUAGGACGUCAAAGUCAGUUUAGUUCAGGGGCCACAUUCAGCCCAACAGGAUCUGAAGAGGGCCGAACCAGUGAAAUAGUGACAACAGAAUAUAUAAAUAAUGUCAACUCCAAACUUUUUUCUGUGUUUU